Myzus persicae (green peach aphid) is the source of this 1087-nucleotide messenger RNA. RefSeq names its product peroxisome biogenesis factor 10 (gene Pex10). Gene Ontology annotation, cellular component: peroxisomal membrane. Gene Ontology annotation, biological process: protein import into peroxisome matrix. The transcript is spliced from 4 exons. Gene Ontology annotation, molecular function: zinc ion binding. Bases 186 to 1046 code for a protein of 286 amino acids. The record is from RefSeq and is a predicted model, not a curated record. Lineage: Eukaryota; Metazoa; Arthropoda; Insecta; Hemiptera; Aphididae.
AGGGUCAGUUCGGCCCCUGAUAAGAACUAUAGCUGAUAAAGCAAUGUCUUCACUGUUAAAAAUUCGAAAAUGCUUAAAAUAAAAUUUUGAUUCUCAAUUAUAAUAUUAUUCAGGAAAUCCACAGACUGAAAAUAUAUGCUUUAACGGGAUGAUUGAUAAAAUCUCGAUAUAACCGGAAAACCAACAUGUCAGCAUUUAAUUCUAGCGGGCCAGCGGAGAUAUUGAGAGCAGAACAAAAAGACGAAGAACUUUACGAACGGAUCAAUCGACAGCUAUGUGGAUUUAUUUUGAAACUUAAAGGACAUGUGUUUGUAAAUGUAAAUAAACAGAACAUCUUGUGCACUUCACAAUUACUGUACUAUGCACUUACAACGUUGUCUAAGCUCCAAACACUGGGUGAAGAGUAUACAAAAAUCGUUCAAGUUGGAAAAACUGGAAAACACAUUCCAGGACUUAUGCAAAGCACUGGUAUGAUACUAGCCCACGUGUUUGGAGACAGACUCAUCAUUCUAGCCUUAGAUCAUUGGAUCUAUUACAUUCAACAUAACAAAUCGAUAACGAGCCAGGCCAAAGAUCAAAUUAUACAUAUCGCUACAACUGUCAAAUCUCUUGUUCCACUACUACAAAGCCUUAACAGAGUAUUAUUUUAUUGGCAUGGUUCCUUUUAUACGUGGGCCAAACGAUUUUUUUUUAUUAAAUAUAUCUAUGCAAUUCCGUGGUACCAUCCUAAGCGGCCGUUACAUGUGUUUAAAAUUCUUAGUGUGUUAACUGGCAUCCAUUUGAGUGUGCUCAUGAUCAUGGCUGUAUUUAAAAACCCAAAAGUACAGAAGAACGUAGAAGAACAUCCCAGUCAGCCAAUUCCACUGAACAGCAGCAGUAAAUGUUCUCUUUGCUUAGAUCCAAGACAAAACACCUCACUUUCGUUUUGUGGACAUCUGUUUUGUUGGUAUUGUAUUCAUGAGUGGUUGCAGACUAAUAACUUUUGUCCAAUAUGCCGCAAAGCACUUAAUCCUAGAAUGGUGGUACCGUUACAAAAUUUUGCUUAGGUAAGCCUAAAACAAAUUUAUUGUUCAAUCGAGCGUUUAAU